Leptopilina boulardi is the source of this 3811-nucleotide messenger RNA. RefSeq names its product DNA-directed RNA polymerase, mitochondrial (gene mtRNApol). NCBI's taxonomy places the organism in Eukaryota, Metazoa, Arthropoda, Insecta, Hymenoptera, Figitidae. Gene Ontology annotation, molecular function: protein binding; mitochondrial promoter sequence-specific DNA binding; DNA-directed RNA polymerase activity. The transcript is spliced from 18 exons. Gene Ontology annotation, cellular component: mitochondrial DNA-directed RNA polymerase complex. Gene Ontology annotation, biological process: mitochondrial transcription. Bases 134 to 3709 code for a protein of 1191 amino acids. The record is from RefSeq and is a predicted model, not a curated record.
AGCGUAAUUACACAACCCUUGUUAUAAAAACCGAAAAAUGGAUUGUGUUUUUAAAUAAACUAAUUAUAAUAUAAUUUUGUAAUUAAUUUCCAUUAUACAAAAUAGAUAGAUAAUAAUAAAUGUCUUUUACAUAAUGUACGGACUUUUAAAAGUUCGUAAUUUUCAUUUAGUUAAUGCAAAACCGGUUGACAAUUUAGUGCAAAAUUUUUACUUGUGUUCUUUUUGCAAAUUUUAUCAUCAACAAACUUUAAAAUUUCUAAAAUGUCAACAAUUAAAAAAUUAUUCAACAACUGCGAAAAUAUCAGAAAUAAGCAUUCCAAUUCCAAAGAAAAUAAAACGUAAAAGUGGAAAAUUUCUCGAAAUAUUGGAAGUUACUGAAGCUGCAGCCACAAACAGAAGGACUAAAGUUAAAAAAUUAAAUGCUGAAAAUUUGUCAAAAUUUGUCGAACCAAAUAAUGUCGAAAUGGAAAAAAUUAAAGAUAAAAAUGUAGCAAAGAAAAAAUUUAAACAGAAAGAUAUUUCAAAGGUAAUAGAAGAAAUUAAAUUAUUUACAAAUCAAAAAAAAUCAAAAGUGGAAGAAGGUAAAACGAAAAAUUCAAAGCCUGUUGUUGAAGAAAAAGUAAUGAAAACAGAAAAAACUUCAUCAACAGUAGAUAAUUAUUUAGAAGCAAAACAAUCUAAUUUAUAUUCAUUUUUUCAAACAUGCAUUAAUUGUGGAAAAGGAAAGCAAGCAUUGAAUCUUUUACUUCAUUUUGAAAAAAGUUCACAACCACAAAGGCAAAUACAUUUUAAAAAUGUGAAAUUUUAUAAUUUAUUUUUUCGCUAUUUAGCGUCAAUGGGAGAUUUUAAAAAUGUUUUAUUGCUAAAAAAUUUAAUGAAAAAACAUUCUAUUUUAAUGAACGCCGAAUCUUAUGCAUUUAUAUUUGAAUGUCUCGCUAGAAGUGAUAAUACAAAAAAACUUGAAUUUCUCAAAACAAUUAAAACUGAAAUGAUUGAAAAUAAUAUAAGUUUAAAUUCAAUAGUAACAUCGCCAUUAUUUGUUAAAGAUCAAUUAGAAAAAAUUUUAGAAAUGAUUAAAUUGUUAGACGAAAAUUUUACACCACAUUUUCAAUUAAAAACAAUAAAAUAUAAUAAUCAUUUACUGGAUAAUAUUUUCAAUGAACGUAAUUAUGAAAGUCCAGCAAAGAAUUUAUUUAAACUUGACGAUUUGAAAGCGAGGGCAAAAAAACAAUUUGACAUUGAAUCAAUUGGUGAAGUUGAAAUUCAAAGUAUUGAUAAACAAUUGGAACCAACGAAGAAAAUUCUACAAAAUAAGGAGGAAUUAAAUGAAUUACAUGAAAAAUGGCGAAUUGAUAUAAGUAAUGCAUUUAAGAGAAAUUUGUCAACACUAAAAUUAAGGGAAAAAGAUUUAAGAAUUUCUGAUUUAAAUCCAUAUCUCACUGUUUUUGAGCCUGAAAUUUAUGUUAAUGCUAUAUUGAGAGAAGUUAAAAUUCUCAUACAAUCAACUGAAUCAUUUAGUCAACCGAUUACUUAUUUAGCGAAAGAUUUGGCUUUAAGUAUAUUUAAAAAAUAUGAGUAUAAAAUUCAACAUGAGGAAAAAUUACACGACAAUAUUUUAAAAUGUUAUGAAGAUUAUUGUAAAUGGUUUUUAUAUAAUGGAAACGCUGAAAAUGGUCGUAUAAAAUGGUUACAUUUGGAAUAUCAAUUAAAAAAAGAAGGUCAAUGUUCACAUUAUCCAAUUUUACAAUGGCCAUCAGAUGUAUUAAAAGAAGUUGGAAGAUUUUUGUAUGAUAUUAUAUUAAAAGAUUUAAAAGUUAAUAUCACAAUGAGAGAUGGGAAUAAAAUUGCAGUCCCUGCAUUUUAUGUGAUUUUUCGAAGUAAAUUUAAAGUAAUGAAAGAGGAGAUACAACCUCAUCCAUUAUUGACGAAAAUGAAUCAAGGGUGUAAUACAGGAAAAUUAAAGUUUAGCUACGAUACAUUGCCUUCUUUAUCGCCACCGAGACCAUGGUUUAGUAUUGACAGAGGAGGAUAUUUGAUUAAUAAAACGUCGAUAAUUCGUCUUCCCUUUAGUUUCGCGGAACAUUUUAAUCUAAUAAAAUCGAAACCAAAAGAACAAAUUUAUCCAUUAUUAGAUAGUUUAAAUCAAUUGGGAUCAAUUCCAUGGAGAGUGAAUACGGCAAUUCUUGACAUAGCAAUGAAGGUUUUUCAAAACGGUGGUUCGAAAGAAUUAAAUGUACCUGAAUCACCUUCUAUUUUACCUGAUCCGCCUGUUAACAAUAAAUUAACAUCUGAGAAGGAAAGACGUGAAAAUGCAAAAAAUGCCGCUUCUUUAAGAAAGAAGAAAAAUGAAAUGCACUCAUUGUGGUGCGAUGCUUUGUACAAAUUAUCGUUGGCAAAUCAUUACAAAGACGAAAUAUUUUGGCUUCCACACAAUAUGGAUUUUAGAGGAAGAGUUUAUCCAAUUCCACCACAUUUAAGUCACAUUGGUUCGGAUUUUUCACGAUCAAUGUUAGUGUUUGCAUUAAAAAAGCCCCUUGGGCCAAAAGGUCUCGAUUGGCUGAAAAUUCAUACGAUUAAUUUAACUGGUUUCAAGAAGAAGGAAUCUAUUAAAAAUAGACUUCUUUAUGCUAAUGAAAUUCUUGAUAAAAUUCUCGACAGUGCAAAUAAUCCACUAACGGGUGAAAUGUGGUGGACAACAUCCGAUGAGCCUUGGCAAACAUUGGCGGCUUGCAUGGAAAUAUCAAAAGCUUUAAUGUCACCAAAUCCAAGUAAAUAUAUGACUGGAUUUCCAGUUCAUCAGGAUGGAAGUUGUAAUGGAUUGCAACAUUAUGCGGCACUUGGACGCGAUCAAAUUGGAGCCGAGAGUGUUAAUUUGUUUCCAUUUGAAACACCGCGCGACGUUUAUAGUGACAUUGUUGUUCGUGUAGAGGAAGCUCGUCGAUUGGAUGCUGAGAAAAAUGUGGAAAUUGCAAAAAUUUUAAAAGAUUUUAUUGAAAGGAAAGUGAUUAAGCAAACAAUUAUGACGACCGUUUAUGGUGUCACAAGAUACGGCGCUAAAUUACAAAUAUUAAAACAAUUGAAAGAUUUGGAUAAUUUUCCCGAAGAUAAAAUUCAAGAGGCAAGUUCAUAUUUAGCUGAUCAGACAUUUCACUGUUUACGAACAAUGUUCACAAGCGCAAGAGAAAUUCAAGAUUGGUUCACUGAAUGUGCGAGAUUAAUUUGUACAUUUAGAGGAGCGCCAGUUGAAUGGGAAACUCCAUUAGGAUUACCUGUUCUUCAACCUUAUAUUAAAUUUGAUGCGAAAAUUACCAAAAGUCCAAAUACAUUAAAACAAAAAAAUGCAUUUCCGCCAAAUUUCAUUCAUUCUUUGGAUUCAACGCAUAUGAUGCUCACGAGUUUAUAUUCCGAACAGGCGGGAAUUUCAUUUAUGUCAGUACAUGAUUGUUUUUGGACUCAUCCAUCAACUGUUACUAAAAUGAACGAAAUUUGUCGAAAGCAAUUUAUUGCCCUUCAUUCGGAGCCAAUUUUGGAAAAUCUUUCCGAAUAUAUGUUGAAUAAAUUCAAAUAUUCUAAAGAGGAAAUAAAAAAUUGUAAACUCUCAAGAUUUGUGAAAAACUAUGAAAAUUUUAACAAAGUCUUGGCACAAGUACCACCAAAAGGAAAAUAUGACAUUAAGAAUGUUGAAUUAUCAACGUAUUUCUUUAGUUAGAAAAUAUUGUUGAAAACAAAAAAAUGUUAAUAAUAAAACGUGAUAGUAAGAUAUAAUUAUUGUAAAAAGAAAUAUUUUAAUAUUAAAUUCAUUUAAAUCUUU